Messenger RNA from Pisolithus orientalis, 858 nucleotides. Its product is annotated as DUF1183-domain-containing protein. Gene Ontology annotation, biological process: regulation of store-operated calcium entry. The record is from RefSeq and is a predicted model, not a curated record. The coding region runs from base 1 to 858 and encodes 285 amino acids. The transcript is spliced from 4 exons. Gene Ontology annotation, cellular component: endoplasmic reticulum membrane. Lineage: Eukaryota; Fungi; Basidiomycota; Agaricomycetes; Boletales; Pisolithaceae.
AUGUCCCGAAUAGCCCUCGACAAAAUUCCGGCUCUCACGUUCUAUGGGGAUGGAUUGACCAAAGCCAGGCGGACACCUCCAAUAGCGCAGCUGGUUUGCAUCGGAAAGCCUUGCAAGCUUUACCAACCAGAAGUCGUGCGAUGUACGAAUCUCGGAGGGUCCGGCGUCGAAGUUGACUGGAAGUGCGAAGCUGACUUGCCGUCUUCUUUACGUUUCGGCAAGGUAGAGGUAUCUUGUGAAGGAUGGAGUGGUCCAGGUGACCCGUACGUGAUGAAGGGAUCGUGUUCAUUGGAGUAUCAGCUCAUUGAAUUGCCCGACGCUUUCCGCGACAACACGGGGUCCACGUUUGGCGGUGUACCGCGUUUCUUCCGAAAUCUGGAUGCGUCUGGCAUGGUAUUCAUGGUUGUCUGGUUGAUAGUCCUAGCAUUACUUGCCUACAGUUUCAUCAGCUCCUGCCUACGUCGGCAUUACCCAUCGACCGGUAACACGCGGCGUGUCAAUCCUCCCUCGUACCCCCAUGGAGGCAGCGGUGGCGGUGGCGGUUCGUUCCCCUUCAGUCCUUCAAGCCCACCUCCGCCUUACAGCAAGGAUCCCCCGUCGAGUUCUAGCGAUGGACAGUGGCGCCCAGGGUUCUGGACUGGCGCAGCUCUGGGCGCUCUUGCCCAGCAUUUGUGGAAUGAUAGACAAUCGCCUCCUAGGGCUUACGAUUGGGAGCGUGAACGCACGGGAUCGUUCUACCCAACCGCUAGACGUAGACCAGUGCCGAACUUUAGUAGUUAUGAUGAUAGAGGCGAGGGUCCUUCGAACCUCGGUGCGAUGAGGACAAGCACAGGUUACGGAGGAUCUCGCUCGAGAUGA